AUGCCUUCCACCAUGCUGAGCGCGCGGUUCACGCUCGCUUCUGUGGUUGUGGUGGUGUUGCUGCUGGGCAAUAUGCUAAACGGGGUGCUGGGCGCCAGCCCUCAAGCAACCCCCAAAAAGCAGAAGCUGGCAUUGUGCACGCCCGUCAACGCUUUGAAGAAGUGCUCCAAGGCCGGCCCAGCCCUUGUAGACCAGCUGUGCGCCGAGCUGCUGGCACCCGCCAACGCAACGGCCGACAGCAAGGACCCCACCAAGUUGCGCUACGGCUGCGGCGUGGCCACCGCCGCCCAGGUCAACAAAGUGUCCAGUGACCUGGCAGCCCUCGAGCCCAAGGUCAACGCCGCCGCCGCCCAGGCCAGCUCUGUGGCCGCUCUUGUGAAAGAAAGCAACCAGACUGCAGCGCUGCGUGCCGAGAUAGAUGCACUCCGGGCGGCAAUCGUGGUGCUCACCGCCAACACACAGGGCCUGCAGGCCAACGCGUCCAAUGCUGCCCGACAGAUCGCGGCUCUUACUGCAGCAAACCAGACUGCUGCGCGAGAGGUCGCGGCGCUCACCGCCCAAGUGCAAGACCUGAAGGCAAUCACGACCAACACCACCGUCCCAGCCGGCGUUGCCCAGCAGAUCGCCGCCCUUGCAGCAGCCGACGCACUCACCACCCAGCAGCUGACCUUGCUGCAGGCGGCAAACCAGACCGCCGUCCAGGACAUCAGGGCGCUCAACACCACCCUGGCAGCCCUCAGAUCGGCGCAGCAGGCAAACGAGGCAGCAAUCUCCCUGGCCAACGCCACCGUCGAGUCCAUCAAGUCUGUCGUCACCACGGGCGCGGCGGCUGUCGCGGCGGUCAACAGCAGCCUCACCAACCUCACAACCAUCGUAGCCAACGUGUCUGCCAUCGACUUCAGCGUUUUUGCGAAAUCCACGGACCUGGCCAACCUCAAUGCAGUCACACUGGGCGGCGUCCCUGCGGCGCAAUUGCUGCGCUCGCGGGUG
Messenger RNA from Monoraphidium neglectum, 990 nucleotides. RefSeq lists its product as hypothetical. The transcript is spliced from 4 exons. The annotation marks the transcript as partial. The record is from RefSeq and is a predicted model, not a curated record. Lineage: Eukaryota; Viridiplantae; Chlorophyta; Chlorophyceae; Sphaeropleales; Selenastraceae.